GCUGAAUGGGUUCUGCUGCCCCUCCCCUUCGUUCUGUAUCCCGCCGGGGCGGGGACCCAGGGAGCCGCCGACCAGCCCAAGGCCAGAGGGGCUCCAGGAAGACCCUGGUGAGGAGGGCUGGUCUGUGGGUGUGAAUGGAUGGGCCAGGGCACGCGGGUGGGGCAGAGAGGGAAGCAGUAAAAGUGAAUAGAGAAGGGGUGGGUGGUGGUUGGAAGAUGGAGACGAGCGCGGAGUGAAUGGGCUGAUACCACUGUAGCGAGCUGGGUGAGGGCUUACCAAGGCUGCACUGCAGACCAGCGGAGACCGUGAGGGGCAGCCUGCAGAUGCAGUUGACAUGGUGACAGCUGCUCCCUCCUCCGUCUCCAGCCCCCGCCCCUUUCCUGCAUUGACUAGCCAAGCCGCGCGUUGCUCCCCAUCACUUCAUUUCAGAGCACCUGGGCGAGGUCCCCUUUGGCUCUUUCCUCUGGGAGUAAGGGGUAGGCUAGAGGGCAGAGCCAGAUUGCUGCAGAAAGGAUCCGGGGUCUGUUCCAGGCCCUCAUCCUCUUCCAACCUCGGCACCCCCACGGAGAUUCAGAGCGCAGCCGCAUUCUCUGACCCGCCCUUCUCUAUUCCCGGGGGUUUACAUUCGACUCCACCUGCAAACACUGCAGUGGAAACUAAUGGCCAGUCGAUGGCGAUUUGCAUCUUAUUUAAAUAUCUCCCAAAGCAUCCUGAGCCUUCCCGGGUCUGCCCAGACCGUCAGUCACCUCGGUGUCCUUCCCGUGGUCCGCGCCCUCACUGGCUGGGUUUCACCUCUGUCUUCUAGGUCUGCACCUGCGUUUCCAGGUAGGUGGAUUGAGAGGCGUGAUCCUCCUGGUUCUCUGGAGGCCAUUCCGUCGCCAUUGGCACCAUGCUGUCCCCUCAAAGGGCUUUACUCUGCAACCUCAACCACAUCCACCUCCAGCACGUCUCCCUAGGCCUGCACUUGUCCCGCCGUCCCGAGCUACGGGAGGGGCCUCUGAGCACGUCUCCUCCCCCAGGAGACACAGGCGGCAAGGAGAGCAGGGGCCCCUGCAGCGGGACCCUGGUGGACGCCAACUCCAACAGCCCAGCUGUGCCCUGCCGAUGCUGCCAGGAGCACGGGUCAAGCCUAGAAAACAGGCAGGACCCCUCGCAGGAGGAGGAAGUAGCUGCCUCUCCCUCGGACCCGGGCUGCUCCUCCUCUCUCAGUUCCUGUUCAGAUCUUACCCCCGAUGAAUCCCCCGUCUCAGUCUAUUCUCGGGACCUGCCUGGCGAUGAGGAUGCCCACCCUCAGCCCAGCAUCAUCCCCCUGGAUCAGGGCUCCCCACUGGCUUCAGCAGGCCCUGGCACCUGCUCCCCGGACAGCUUCUGCUGCUCUCCUGAUUCCUGCUCCGGAGCUUCUUCCCCGCCCGGCCCUGGCUUGGACUCGAACUGCAAUGCCCUGACCUCCUGCCAGGACCUCCCUUCCCCCAGCCUGGAGGAAGAGGAAGAGAGUGGGGAGCAGGACCUCCCUACCUCCGAGCUCUCAGAGGUAGAGGACGGGAAAAUCGACGCUGGGAAAACAGAGCCUAGUUGGAAAAUUAACCCCAUUUGGAAAAUUGACACAGAGAAAACUGAAGCCGGAUGGAAAAUCACUGAGAACAAUAACUCUGGUAGGAAAAUCAACGGAAAUACUAACUCUAGCUGGAAAACUGAACCUGGGAAAUUCGACUACUCUUGUUGGAAUACCAACACAGGAAUAACUGAUUCUGGCUCAAAAACAGAUGCAGGGAAAAUUGAUGGGGGAUGGAGGAGUGACGUCAGCGAGGAGCCGGUGCCCCAUCGGACAAUCACGUCCUUCCAUGAGCUGGCUCAGAAGCGCAAGCGGGGCCCAGGGCUGCCCCUCGUGCCACAGGCCAAGAAAGAUCGAAGCGACUGGCUCAUCGUCUUCUCCCCUGACACGGAGCUCCCCCCAACCGGGUCGCUGGGCGGCUCCUUGGCACCUCCCCGGGAAGUCACCACCUUCAAGGAACUCCGGUCCCGAAGCCGGGCACCACCCCCGCCAGUCCCACCUCGAGACCCUCCAGCUGGGUGGGCCUUGGUCCCGCCUCGACCUCCUCCCCCACCUGUCCCUCCCCGGAGGAAGAAGAAUCGACUUGGGCUGCAGCCUAUAGCGGAGGGGCAGCCUGAGGAGAGCAGGGCAGUCAGCCCCACGGCUGCUGAGGACGCCCCUGCCGCCAAGGAACCAGAGGAGCCGGGCGCGCAAGCCGGCGUCGAGGCCGGUCCCCUCCUGCUCCCUCAGCCCCUGGUUUUCCGGUUCUCUGCCGACGGGCGCCCCCUGUUGGAGGGUGGGGGCGCGGGCGCAGCUGGGUCCCUGCUACUGGCGCCUCUGGCCGGGUGGCCCAGCACCGGGCUGAGGCUGUUGGGGGCGCCGAGUCCCCCGGAGGAGCAGCUGCUGCCUGUCCGCCUGUCCCCAGUGGGGGCCUAUUCGCCUCCGACUAGGGGGGCCCUGCCCUGCCUGGCCAGUCCCGAGCUGGCACUGCUGCUGUCCCCGCUCUUUCCCAGAAGUAGCACCUUUCCCGCCGCGGCUCCCCCGCCCCGCCAGGUACCCGCCCCCCCGCUGCCACCGCCACCUCGUCCGCCGAAGGCCCCUCGCUGGACCAGGAGCCCACCGCCUCCGCCCAGGCUACUUCGUAGUUCCUGGUCGUUCGCUGGUGUUCCCGGGGUCCAGCGGCUGUGGAUGGCAGAAGCCCAGAGUGGGACUGGCCAACUGCAGGAGCAGAAAAAAGGUCUCCUGAUAGCUGUCAGCGCCUCAGUGGAUAAAAUCAUCUCCCACUUUGGGGCUGCCCGGAACUUGGUUCAGAAGGCCCAGUUGGGGGAUAGUCGGCUGAGCCCCGAUGUGGGGCACCUGGUGCUGACCACCCUCUGCCCGGCUCUCCACACCCUGGUGGCUGACGGGCUGAAGCCUUUCCGGAAGGACCUCAUCACUGGGCAGCGCAGGAGCAGCCCCUGGAGCGUGGUGGAGGCAUCUGUGAAGCCAGGCUCCAGCACCCAUUCUCUGGGAUCCCUGUACAGCCAGGUCAGCCGUCUGGCCCCACUGAGCAGCAGUCGCAGCCGCUUCCAUGCUUUCAUCCUGGGCCUUCUCAACACCAAGCAGUUGGAGCUGUGGUUUUCCAGUCUCCAGGAAGAUGCAGGCCUGCUGUCCCUCCUGUAUCUGCCCACGGGAUUCUUCUCCCUGGCACGAGGUGGCUGCCCGUCCCUGUCAACAGAGUUGCUGCUCCUGCUGCAGCCAUUGUCGGUGCUCACCUUCCACCUGGACCUGCUCUUUGAGCACCACCACCACCUGCCCCUGGGCCCAGCUCAGGCCCCUGCCCCUCCAGGACCCCCUCCAGCCCUGCAGCAGACUGUACAGGCAAUGCUGCACUGGGGGGAACGGCUGGCCCAGAGUCUCCGGGGGACUUCUGGAGAGACUGUUCCCAACCCUUCCUCUCCCCCAAGUUCCUCCCCAUCAGGCAGCUGGUGGGAACAGCUGACACAGGCCUCCCGGGUCUAUGCCUCUGGGAGCACUGAGGGCUUCCCUCUUCCUCGGUGGGGACCCAGGCAUCAUGGAACUGCAGCUGAGGGUGCGCAGGAGAGAUCCCUGCCUGCAGAGCAAGCAGCACCUGGCAGAGGCGUAUGGUUCGGGAGACUGUUUGGUGUUCCUGGGGGCCCCACAGAAACUGAGAGUGGAGCCUUCAAGUCCAGGAGACCAUCUAGUUGGCUGCCCCCAACAAUGAGUGUGUUGGCUCUGGUGAGGCGGGGUACACCUUCUGAGACUCCUUCUGAGGAACUUGUGGUCUCCACAGCCAGCAUGGUGGAAGCCCACAGGGCGGUUCGGGCUCUUUGUGACCACUCUGCUGCAGGACCUGACCAGUUGAGCUUCCGGCGUGGGGAAGUGCUACGUGUCAUCACCACAGUGGAUGAGGACUGGCUCCGCUGUGGGCGGGAUGGUGUGGAGGGGCUGGUGCCUGUGGGGUACACCUCCCUGGUUCUCUAGCCCCAGGACCCUUUCCUGUUUGUCUCCCUCCUGUCACCUGGGAAUGGAAAGGCCCACGAACACUAAUCCAUGUAAACUGAUUAUCCCAGAAGCAUCUUUCCUGUCUGCAAAAUGACAUUUUUUCCCACAUCCAUUUCUUAUAUUUAAAAUAAACUGUCCUCCCCUUCAUGCCCAUCUUUAAGGUGAAAUCUGCUCUUCCAAAUAUACUGAAAAUGAAUUCCCCUCCGUGCAACCCCUUCCUUUCCUCUUUCCCAUCUGUAUAAGGGAACGUGUCCUAUCUGCAAAAUAGAAUCUAGCCCUGUCCUACCCUCAUUCCUAAGUGGACUGUGCCAGCACAGUACAUGCCUGGCCCCAACCUAGGAGGCCCGUAGUCUCCUUGCUGCGUACGGACGCUUUCCUCCCUCCCCAUCCUUCUUUGCCUGUAAUUUAUGACUUACUCACGCUGCGCUGGCUGUCGUUGAAGCCUCAACACCCCUGGUGGGUGGGCCUGUGGUAUUGGUCUGCCUCUUUCCUUUGUCCAAUAAAGUGUGGGAGUAGAAUGUG
Molecule: messenger RNA, 4558 nt
Organism: Castor canadensis (American beaver)
Lineage: Eukaryota; Metazoa; Chordata; Mammalia; Rodentia; Castoridae
Gene: Rusc1
Product: RUN and SH3 domain containing 1
Cellular component (GO): cytoplasmic vesicle
Molecular function (GO): protein binding
Source: RefSeq, a predicted model, not a curated record